CGUAGACCAGAGGAAGCAACGCCCACUGCGUGUGACUGGUUAACGUGCUAGCGCGCAGAAGACACAGCCACCACAGCAUGCAAAACACUCAGUCGCAAUAAUGGCGAGGUUAAGCGAGCAUGGGAUUCGUCUUAGUUCCAUGAGCCCUUCCUUCCUGAACAGCAACUCUACAAGUCACACCUGGCCCUUCAGCGCGGUGGCAGAGUUAAUAGACAAUGCAUUAGAUCCUGGUGUACUAGCUAAACAGAUCUGGAUUGAUGUAUUUGAUGAAGGUGAUCACCUGUGUCUAACCUUCACCGAUAAUGGCAGCGGCAUGACCCCCAACAAACUGCACAAGAUGCUCAGCUUUGGUUUUACAGAGAAGGGUUCAGGUAAGGCCAGUCAGCAGGCCAUCGGCGUGUAUGGGAAUGGUUUCAAGUCUGGUUCCAUGCGCCUGGGCCGCGACGCGCUCAUCUUCACCAAGAACGGCGGCUGCCAGACUGUUGGAAUGCUAUCUCAGACCUACCUGGAAAACAUCAAGGCCCAGGCCGUCAUUGUCCCUAUUGUUCCCUUCAACCAACAAACCAGGUCUCUGGUGGUGACUGAGGACUCGGAGGCCAGCCUGGCAGCCAUCCUCCAACAUUCCAUCAUCACCUCCCAGGAGCAGUUACAUGCACACUUUGACUCCAUUCUCUCCAAAAAAGGCACCAAGAUAUUAAUCUGGAAUAUCCGCAGGGCCAAAGAUGGCAAGCCAGAGAUCGACUUUGAGACCGAUGUGAGUGACUUCCGUUUGCCUGAGAUUCAGAUCGAGGAGCUGAAGAAAGGUCUGAGGAACAGUGGAUCCCUGAGAGCCGAACAUGACAUCCCAGAGAUGCACUACAGUCUUAGGGCCUACCUCAGUAUCUUGUAUCUGAAGCCGAGGACACAGAUUAUACUGAGGGGGAAGAAGAUUCUGGCUAAGCUGGUGUCGAAGAGGCUGACACACAUUGAGCAUGACGUCUACAAACCCCACUUCAGUAAAGAGAAGGUGAAGGUGACCUUUGGGCUAAACCCGAAAAACAAAGACCAUUAUGGCAUCAUGAUGUACCACAGGAACCGACUCAUUAAAGCCUACGAGAAAGUGGGCUGCCAGCUGAAGGCUUCAGGUCAAAGAGCAGGAGUUGGCGUCAUCGGUAUCAUUGAGUGUAACUUUCUCAAACCUGCCCACAACAAGCAAGACUUUGAAUACACCAAAGAAUACAGACUCACCCUUGGUGCUUUGGGCCUAAAACUGAACGACUACUGGAAAGAGGUGACAGAGAAGAAGGCCAGAGAACGAGAGUUUCAGGCUCUUGAAAAAGAUGACAGUGAAGCCCAGUGUGAUGCUGACAAGGGUCCCAUGUGGUUACAGUGUGAAGAGUGCCUGAAGUGGCGUAAGGUCCCUGCAAGUCAUUACAAUGUGGUUCCUGAAAGCUGGAACUGCAGCCAGAACCCCAAUCCACGUUACAGGUGUGUAUUUCUAUUAUUGCUUUCCUUGGAUUGGAUCAUUCCAACCAAAAACCACAAGAAACCAGAACAGCCCAAAAGCAGGAAACGAGAAAAAUCAUUGGAGAACGAAGUGGCUGAACAUCAAAUCCUCUCGCGCAGUUCAUCAGAGCCGAGCCAGCCCACUUUCCAGCACACAUACACGCCUGAUCACAUAAGAACACCAGGUCGAUGCCACACAGAGGAAAACACACCAGAGCAGACAGGCACAGAUCAUCAUACAGACACACACGUAUAUGAUGAUGCACAUGGAGUCACACACACGCAACAGAAGCCCGUUAAAAGAGCCACAGUCAUUAAAGACAAGACGCAAGACAAACAUGUGGAAAAUGAGACAAAUGACCACAGGCUUGAAGAUAAAGAGAGAGACAAAAAGAAAGACAAAAACAUGAAGCCGUUGGAAAGAGAAGAGAACCCGUACACAUUAAGCCUCAAAAGGAAACCAGGAUCGUUAUUUUACUGUGUGAAAAAGAAGCCAUGUCUUUCGGAGGAGCAACAGGCUGUCUCAGAAGUCGAGACACUGUCCUUGGAGAAGACCAAGCAAGACAGUGGCGGCCAAGUCGAGAAACCAAGUGACGUGGCUCAGCGAACCCCCACCUGCCUCACCUGGACCCACUCGCUCCCCUUCACCCAGACUGUGAUGGUAUCUCCUCUGAGUCGAACAGAAGGGCAGCGGAGCAGACCACUGCCUCCAGAAGGUAGUGACCGGGAAGCGAAUGUGCAGAAGCUGGCUGGGUUGGAGAAAGAGGUGCAGAGGCUACGCAGGCUUCUAGGUCUGGAAGUCAAAAAGACAACUCAAGGCACGAUGACAACUGCUGACAGCAGUGCUGAACAGCCAACACGAGGGCUGGUGACUCCGCCAGCAUCCACAGCAAGCAGAGAGGUCGGCUGCCAAACGGAAGUGGCUGAGAGCUGUACUUCAUCCAGCAGCCUGGCCCGGGCUCCAGGACAUCAGGGGGUGGUGGUCCUGGGUCAGAGAGCUGUGUGUGUGCCCAAAGAGCAGCCUGAGCAGAACACACCUAAGAAGAAGACAGAAACUCCGAGCAGGACGAGAGUCAGUGACAGCGAGGCCGGUGAAGACAGCAGAUCUAAACAGGAGAAUCUGCGCACCAUCCGUCACAACGUGGUGGCGCUUCUCACGGUCCUCCUGCCCCAACUGGACCUGACCGGCAUCAGCCUGGAAACCUCCGACGUGGACAACAUCCUGCAGCAGAUCAUAGAGGUCAACUCGUUGAAACUGUCACCAGUCCUGUUAUAAAAUCCAGAAAAUUUCUGUUGGCAGAGAUUGCCUUGUUUUUCCUUUAUUCUAUGCAAAGUUUGAGUUGGAAUUUUUUUUUUUAAGUGUGAUGAUUUGCUAUUUUUUGUAUUGCUGCUUUUUUACUGAUUAUUUAAAAGUACAAUAUGUAAGGGUCUGAAUCGAAACCAUGGAUGUAAACAAGGAUUUUUGGUCCUACGCAUAAGGUCAACAUAUUCAUGCUUGUUUCUAAAUUUGUUCACACGUCUGCAUUAAAAUACUGAAACCAUUA
Perca fluviatilis (European perch) is the source of this 3029-nucleotide messenger RNA. RefSeq lists its product as uncharacterized. The record is from RefSeq and is a predicted model, not a curated record. The transcript has 17 exons. Gene Ontology annotation, molecular function: ATP hydrolysis activity; zinc ion binding. Gene Ontology annotation, cellular component: nucleoplasm; nucleus. Lineage: Eukaryota; Metazoa; Chordata; Actinopteri; Perciformes; Percidae. Bases 101 to 2761 code for a protein of 886 amino acids.